UGGCUUGCCUCUCAAGUCCCCCCUGUCCAUUUGUUUCCAUCACACAUUGUUGCCAACCUCAAACCCUAGUUAGCUCUUUUCCAUCCCCUCAUAAGAACUUGUGGACACAUUCUCAACCAAAGAACCAAAUCUAACAAAUCUCUCCAUAUAUAUUUAUAUAAAAACACAGAAUCAAAGACAUGGGUUAUUGGAAAUCAAAAGUGCUUCCUAAGAUCAAGAAGGUUUUCGGAUCGAAGAAGGCUGGGGCGACGGAGCCAGAAGCUCCGGCAGCUGAGACGACUAGCAAAGAAGUGGCAGUCGAGACCGAAGAGAAGAAAGAAGAAGAAGAAACAACUCCACCUCCACCUCCAGCAGAAGAGAUCCCUGCAGCUCCGGCAGCCACUGAAGAAGUUACACCCGCUGCUGAGCCACCGGCACCGGCACUGGCACCGGAACCAGCUAAGCCUGCUGAGACCUCUGAGGAGCCUCCUAAAGCUUGAAGAUAUGUUCAUGCAAAUUAAACCUCUAUGAUUGCAUGCAUGCAUGCAUGCACUCUUUUUAAGUCUACAUGAUUUGAUUAUUUGUUAUUCUUUCCUCUCAGUCUAGCUCUCCCUUUUAUCUCUUCUUCACUUUCAUCUUUUGUAUCUAAACUUUGGUUGUUUGCUUGCUUCCUUGUGUAUUAUUAUUAAUUAUUUGUGAGUCCAUCAAUUGAAUAUAUAUAUGUAUUUAUGUAUGUAUGUCUGUAUGCAUAUGUUCUAGUAGUUGUUUCAACAUUGUAAUGUUUAUCAAAAAAGGAGAUUAAAAAAGAGGUUGUGUUUCA
This is a messenger RNA of Dioscorea cayenensis subsp. rotundata (Guinea yam), 799 nucleotides long. RefSeq names its product plasma membrane-associated cation-binding protein 2. The transcript has 2 exons. Bases 180 to 479 code for a protein of 99 amino acids. NCBI's taxonomy places the organism in Eukaryota, Viridiplantae, Streptophyta, Magnoliopsida, Dioscoreales, Dioscoreaceae. Gene Ontology annotation, cellular component: plasma membrane. The record is from RefSeq and is a predicted model, not a curated record.